Molecule: messenger RNA, 1026 nt
Organism: Torulaspora globosa
Lineage: Eukaryota; Fungi; Ascomycota; Saccharomycetes; Saccharomycetales; Saccharomycetaceae
Gene: PTP1
Product: tyrosine protein phosphatase PTP1
Exons: 1
Coding region: 1-1026 (341 amino acids)
Biological process (GO): protein dephosphorylation
Molecular function (GO): protein tyrosine phosphatase activity
Source: RefSeq, a predicted model, not a curated record
AUGAAGUGUGUCGUUCCUUCGUAUUUGAAACAGUCCGAUAUGGAACUUGUACAGAAAUUCCGGUUCAUCCAGCACCGGGAAGAUGAGCGACUCCGAGAAGCCACGAUGGACGAUAAGCACUCCAGAUGGUCCUUGGGGGCUAGUUUUUUGGAGCAAAACGAUGAUAGAAAUAGGUACGUUAAUAUCAUGCCCUAUGAGCGAAACCGAGUAAAGCUCGACGUUGUCAGUGGAAACGAUUACAUUAAUGCAUCGUACGUGAAACUGGACGUUCCAGGCCAAAGCGUGGUACCGGGUCAUUACAUCGCCACACAGGGCCCGACAAAGAAGACGUGGCCGCAGUUUUGGCAGAUGUGCUACCAGAAAUGUCCCAAGGAGAACAUCGUGGUAGUGAUGGUAACCCCAUUGAAGGAAGCCAACAGGGCGAAAUGCUAUCCCUACUGGCCCAUGGGGAAAAAGCCAGAUGAUGCGGUAAAAAUAGUACCCAAGUCACAGUAUCCAGGAGGCGCCUCCGACGAGAGUUCGUUCCUCGACGAGCUUCACGUCGAGUACCAUGAUCACGUCCGGGUGGACGACCUCUACACGAUGACCACCCUCAAGCUAGUGCCCCAGCACGGCACUGGACCCACCAAAACGGUACACCACUUCUAUUUCGACCAGUGGAGGGACAUGAGUAAGCCAGAGGAAGUGGUCCCCAUCAUGAAGCUGUGCCGCCAUUCGCACAGCUGCAACUCGGAUGGAAAUCCGAUCGUGGUACAUUGCUCCGCCGGCGUUGGCAGAAGCGGCACUUUCAUAGCAUUGGAUCAUCUGAUCCACGACACAGCAGACUUCACACCUCACUCUCCUGCGGGCCAGGGAUACCAGACGCUUGUUCCUGUACAGGACUACCGCCACGACCUUAUAGAGCAGAUAGUCUCGCAACUGCGGUCCCAGAGGAUGAAAAUGGUCCAGAUGGUCGACCAGUACACCUUCAUAUACCAUGCCGCCAGAUAUCUCUACGAGCUGUCACAAAAAAAGCGGCUUGCAUAG